GAUUGUAUUGUUCGUUUCAUUACUUUUUUAUGCUUAGGAAAAAGUUGUAGACUGAGGUGGUACAAUCAACUAGACCCAAACAUCAUAAAAAAGCCAUUCACUGAAGAAGAUGAGGAAAUGCUCCUGGCACUUCACAAUCUCAAGGGAAACAAAUGGACUGCAAUAGCCAGAUUCUUCCCUGGAAAAACUGACAAUUCUGUCAAGAAUCACUUCCAUGUACUAAUGGCCAGAAGAGAAAGGGAGCGUUUGGCACUGUUUGGUGAUUCAUUUGAUCAUAAUUCUCAAAUCAGUUUCAACUUUAUUAAAAACAAGGCCUUGUUUGAUAAACUACCAACUCCUUGGACUUCAUUCAGUGGAUCUUCAACCAUCACAUCAAGUGCUAGAGAGAAAGUACCAUUGUUUGAUAAUUAUUUGGAAUUGGACCAUUUUUCUUCUUAUAGUUCUCCUUCAUCUGUUGGUUCUUCUAUUCUUGACAGUUACCAUAGUUUCACAGCACCAGGACUUCCCAGUGUAGGCAAGGUUGUUCCCCUUCCACAAAAAAUUUCAAACUAUGGUUGUGACCACAAAACUAAGGACACCAUCAAAAGUUGCAAAAGAGGUAAACAUGCACGUGAUAGAUCCAUGACACUGUGCAAGUUGAGUACCAAUGAACAAGAACCUCUUGAUGAUCUCAAGCAAAAGGGUGUUUCCUUCAUAGACUUUCUUGGAGUGGGAAUUUCUAUCAGUGAUGACAGUAUUCGUGGACCAUGA
Cajanus cajan (pigeon pea) is the source of this 750-nucleotide messenger RNA. RefSeq names its product transcription factor MYB56. The record is from RefSeq and is a predicted model, not a curated record. Gene Ontology annotation, molecular function: RNA polymerase II cis-regulatory region sequence-specific DNA binding; DNA-binding transcription factor activity, RNA polymerase II-specific. Gene Ontology annotation, biological process: regulation of DNA-templated transcription. Gene Ontology annotation, cellular component: nucleus. NCBI's taxonomy places the organism in Eukaryota, Viridiplantae, Streptophyta, Magnoliopsida, Fabales, Fabaceae.